Messenger RNA from Syzygium oleosum, 2226 nucleotides. Its product is annotated as manganese-dependent ADP-ribose/CDP-alcohol diphosphatase. Gene Ontology annotation, molecular function: CDP-glycerol diphosphatase activity; manganese ion binding; 2',3'-cyclic-nucleotide 2'-phosphodiesterase activity. The record is from RefSeq and is a predicted model, not a curated record. Lineage: Eukaryota; Viridiplantae; Streptophyta; Magnoliopsida; Myrtales; Myrtaceae. The coding region runs from base 1202 to 2158 and encodes 318 amino acids. The transcript is spliced from 3 exons.
GCACAAAUCCUGCUCCGUUGUCGUUCGCUCGCGAUUGUCCCUGGCCUCGUUCUCCGCCACCGACCAACCCCCAACGAACAUCGAAGAAGACACGCAGUGCCAUCUCCGGCGAGGCCUCGAGCGCUUUCGUGCCCGCACACGGUCACAAGAGCAUACCUCUGCCGCCACAGUGCUUGGCAUUGUAACAGUUGUAGGAUUAUGACUACCAAUGCCAUAGCAAAACCGCUUCUUACAUCAUUCGGUGUAUGUGGUGAAGUUGGUUUUCUUUCAAGAACUUGGGUUUGGACUGAGCUUGCAUAUAAACUCCAGAACUAUGCUAGUCCCUUCCUGGCCUUUGGUAUUUUAACAAGGAUGCUUUCCAUGAAGUUAAUCGUAAUUUGGCCAUAUGUGCUGUGUGGGAACUUGAUCGAAUUGAGGAUUCGGGAUGGUUACCUCUGAGAUCAACUUGAUGUACUAAGACCUGCUUGUUCUGUUGACGGAAAACAAUUAGGAUUAAAAUUGUGGCACAUUAUAACUAAUACAGAAGAUAAUAAGAAAAAUCCAGUAUUGAAGUGGGCAGGACAUGGAUGUACAUAGGUAAAUAUGUGCAUAGUGGAAAAGCAUGGUGAUCUUGAGGUGGAUUUUGAACCAAUGCUGGAUCUGCUCGGUGCUAGUUGGCCUGUUAAGGUGGCGGUGAAAUAUUCUACGCUGCAUCAGUUCUUUGUUAGUUUCUUCGGUCCUAAGGUGGAGCUCAUUGAAUAGACUUCCCUUUGUGCAUUUUUGGAUCGGUUCUCUUGUUGUAACUAUUCUGUAGAUGGUUUCACGGCCCCUGCCAUCAGUGCUCUUUAACAAUGCUCUCUUAUUUAUCUUGAAUGAGAGAAGGAACAGGAAGAGAAAGAAAAGCAAAGGGUACUCGAGGGCUGGAGUGAUCAUAGAUCAUUGUGAAACCCAUAAUUGGUGUUGAACUUGAUCAUGCUGUAAUUCUGGUGGCCUGUUUUGCUCUUAUUAUGACCUUGAAGGAAAAUUCGGUUCUCCGCAUGUUUCGUUUUCUCUAUGGUUGGGUAAAUCUUACCACUUGAAUUAUUUUUUAAACUCAUGUCCGCAUGAUUGGUUGGUCUACAUUUAUUUUGAGAUGAGUGACAAUUCAAUGAUUGAAGUGUAGUAUUUUAAUCUACUUGCUUCAUAGUCUUUAAUCCAGGAUUGGAGCUCCGUCUACAGCAUUAUGGGCUCGGUCAACGGGUUAACAAGUUUGCGAGGAAAGAAACCCCUCUUCUCUUUUGGGGUCAUUUCCGAUGUCCAAUAUGCUGAUAUUCCUGACGGUCGUUCAUUCCUUGGUGUUCCGCGAUACUAUCGGCAUAGCAUUGCCGUAUUGCAGAGGGCCGUUAAGCAAUGGAACCAUCACGGGAAUCUCAAAUUCGCAGUUAAUCUUGGGGAUAUUGUUGACGGGUUCUGCCCCAAGGAUCAUUCUCUUGAUACUGUCUUGAGAGUUGCGAAUGAAUUCGAGAAAUUUAAUGGUCCCAUCUAUCACAUGAUUGGCAACCAUUGCCUUUACAAUCUGCCCCGCAGCAAAUUACUUCCGUUGUUGAAGAUUCCGAGCAUUGAUGGUUGCGCUUACUACGAUUUUUCUCCAACAUCAGAAUACAGAUUUGUUUUGCUGGAUGGGUAUGAUAUAAGUGCCAUUGGUUGGCCUCAAAAUCAUCCCAAGACACAGCAGGCCUUGAAAUUUCUUCAGGACAAGAAUCCAAAUUCGGACAAGAAUAGUCCGGUUGGGCUAGUGGGGAUUGAGAGACGGUUCCUCAUGUUUAAUGGAGCCAUUGGGGAAGAACAGCUUCGCUGGUUGGAUAGUGUUCUUCGUGAUGCUACAAAUUUGAAACAGAAGGUAGUGGUGUGUUGUCACUUGCCUUUAGAUCCUGGUGCAUCAACUGAAAUGGCACUCCUGUGGAAUUUCGAUGAAGUAAUGGACGUGAUCCAUAAGUACGACUGCGUGAAGGUCUGCCUUGCUGGGCACGAUCAUAAAGGUGGCCACUCGAUUGAUUCGCACGGAGUGCAUCACCAAGUGUUUGAAGCUGCAUUGGAGUGCCCUCCCGGUACAGAUGCUUAUGGGUACGUCGAUGUAUAUGAUGACAGGUUAUCGCUUUUUGGUACCGGUCGAAUAGAGAGCUGUGAUAUGCAAUUUUAACCUUUGAGCUCAUGUAAACACAUCAGAGUGUAUAGAAUUUGCAUUAUUUCUGCCAUCAUUGUAGAGAA